This is a messenger RNA of Mesorhabditis spiculigera, 1128 nucleotides long. NCBI's taxonomy places the organism in Eukaryota, Metazoa, Nematoda, Chromadorea, Rhabditida, Rhabditidae. The record is from the annotation of a GenBank genome assembly.
AUGCGACUUCUGUUUACCGCAAUCGCUGCAACUACGGUGGCCGUUAUUGCAGAUACCACCACGAAUCGGCCAUGGAACUACGCCAGUACAACACCCUCAAAUUUCGUUUCGCCUUGCGCCUGCUCGAAUUACAGCAAUAUUUGGCUGGACGUAAUGUUGGUGAUUGACAGUAGUACGGCUAUGACUUCACACGGAAUCGAGGAGUUGACCAAUUAUCUCGAGACGGCCUUUUUGCGCAUGAGUGUUGGCCAAACAAAGGGACAUUUCACUCGUAUUGGCGCGGUGGGCUAUGGUGACAAUGCCACCCUCCUUCAUCCGCUCACCGACUUCCAAAGUGUUGAUGACCUCCUCAGCAGAUUCUCCCCCAAAAUGGAUGGCAGUGGUGGUUCGAACAUUGAAAGCGCAAUUCGUCUCGCCCAAGUCCAAUUCGAAUCGGGCGGACAUCGUGCCAACGUGAAGAAGGUUCUCGUGAUCGCUGCUUCCCAUUACGAACCGGGUGCUUCUGAAGAUCCGGUCCAGGUUGCACAACAAUUCCGUGAGGAUGGUGGCGUCAUUAUCACCCUAGAAUACGUCCAGACACACGGCGCAUCUGUUCCGGUUUUGAAAUCACUGGCUACGCCCUGCUACAGCCUGUCAAAUUCCAAUGAAGACUUGAGGGUGAAUGAUCUACUAAACAUGUUCUGCAAUGCAAACUGCUUCUGCUACACAAAUUGGAAUCCCUAUGCCACGGAUCCGGUGUGUCCAUUCCCAGAUGGUGGAUGUUAUUAUCCAGUAACGAUUCCAGCAGCUGAAGUUCUGGCCAAGCGUUACUGCGAAAACCACAAUGGGGGAAUGCUAGUCAAGAUUGAAGACGCGGCUAAGGGAGUGUUCGUCAACAGCUUGUUCAACAACAAAAACGAGAAAACCUGGAUUGGACUCGAGCUCAGCCGCUCCUUAUUUGCCUAUCUAUGGGAGGACGGAUCCCAGGUCGGUAGCUACCAGCCAUUUGCGACCCACAAUAUGAGCAUUGCUUGCGUCUCGCAAGGACAGGGUACCGGCUUUAACAGCAAUUGGUAUCCCGAGGAUUGUUACGCAGAUUAUAUGUACACUUGCCAGGCGACACCAUGCAGUGCCGAUAAAUUAUGUCCA